This is a messenger RNA of Dissoconium aciculare CBS 342.82, 1860 nucleotides long. Its product is annotated as MFS general substrate transporter. Lineage: Eukaryota; Fungi; Ascomycota; Dothideomycetes; Mycosphaerellales; Dissoconiaceae. Bases 266 to 1711 code for a protein of 481 amino acids. Gene Ontology annotation, biological process: transmembrane transport. Gene Ontology annotation, molecular function: transmembrane transporter activity. The transcript has a single exon. Gene Ontology annotation, cellular component: fungal-type vacuole membrane. The record is from RefSeq and is a predicted model, not a curated record.
UUUUCAUUACUACAUCUCGUCCGAGACGAAGUCCGAAUGCGUGGGGUCGUUGAGCGGCAUGGAGUGCAUGUAUACAUAUAUCGUCCAGGCCCAGAACGACACAAACUUCCUUAGAGGUCGAUAGACUCCAACACCACGACCUGGUGGCCAAUCAAUUUUCUUUGCGUUAUUUUCGCCUUGUCGGGUCUGACGUGACCAACAAGACACCCGAGUAGUCCUGGUCAACUGCCACGAGCUGUCCCUGCAGAACUUUCCAAGCAGUGGGAUGAGCAUACCGACAUCUGGAAAAUGUCUUCCAUGCCCACCACCAAGCUCAGGGUCCCUGGACGGAGGAGGCUCUGAGCACGCCGAGAAGAAAUCUAGUGGAGUCGCCACUCCGAUAGAAGCUGAUACAGAAAAAUCGCCCAUCGGAUCGUCUACGCCACCGUCGCGAAAUGGCGAUGAGCGGAUUGAAGUCACCUACCCUGAGGGCGGCUUGCAGGCUUGGUUGGUCGUGUUCGGCUCCUUCUGUGGCCUGUUCACCAUCUCCGGUAUCCUGAAUGCCAUCGGUGUCUAUCAAGCGUAUCUCCUGGAGCAUCAACUUUCCAAUUAUUCCGAGAGCGAUGUGGGAUGGAUCGUGAGUCUCUACGUCUUCCUCUCGUUCGGCGCCGGAGUCCAGAUUGGUCCAGUGUUCGACGCUCAUGGUCCGCGGCUCUUGCUCACUGGUGGAGCCGUCCUUACCUUGCUCUGCCUGUUCCUCCUGGGGAGCUGUACGCAGUACUGGCACUUCAUCAUAGUGUUGGGCGUGAUUGGAGGCUUUGGAACGGCGCUGAUCUUCACACCAACGAUUGCUGCGAUCGGUCACUAUUUUAAUAAGAAACGCGGCACUGCUACUGGCAUCGCGUCAUGUGGCGGUGCUCUGGGAGGUAUUGUGUUCCCAUUGGUGCAACAGGCACUUUUCUCCAAAGUUGGCUGGGCGUGGACGACGCGGAUUCAGGGCUUCAUCAGUCUGGUGCUGUUCGUCAUCUGCAUCGCACUGGUACGCUCUAGGCUGCCCAAAGUCCCCGGCAAAAGCGUCAAGAUCGACUUCUUCAUCCUCGGUCGACUGAACUUCUUCCUCGUCACGGUCGGCACAUACUUCCUGGAAUGGGGCCUCUUCGUCCCCAUCUCGUACCUCACCAUCUACUCUCUCAAUUCAGGAGCCAUGAGCUCAGCAUUCGCCUACCAAAUCAUUGCCAUCUUCAACGCAGGCUCGGUGUUGGGCCGCUGGGCCCCUGGUGUCAUUGCCGAUUAUGCAGGCCGCUUCAACACCAUGAUCGUCGCUACGAUCCUCUGCGUAGGAUCGACAGUUGCGCUGUGGCUCCCUGCAACGAUCCUUUCCACAUUGCCCGACGUGGCGGAGGGAGCCCAUCAAAGCGCGAUUUUCGGUCUGACGGUGACAUACGCCGUUGUAAUGGGUUUCGCAUCUGGCUCGAACAUCAGUUUGACGCCCGUCUGUGUUGGCAUGCAGUGCGACACUGAAGACUACGGCCGGUACUAUGCGACUUGCUAUUUGAUCGUCGCCUUUGGAACGCUCACAGGCGUCCCAAUCGCAGGAGCAUUGGUCACGGCAUGUAAUGACCAGUACUGGGGUGUGGUCAUAUUCACGGCGCUAUGUUACGCCUUUGCUUUGGCAGCAUUUACUGCAGUCAGAGUAAGGGAGGUAGGCUGGAAACUUACCGCGAUGUAUUAGGCCAGAUUCGAAUCUAUUCCAUUUGAUGAAUGUCACAUCACGCAUUGCAAUAGACGAAGUGGUCACGAUGAUUAGCUUUGUCAUGUGUCCACAAUCAAACAAUAAAGGCAUUAAAUUUGAAAGUAUUAUUAUCAAGAACAGUACAAUCA